AUGUCACACCGCGACGAUGACUCUCAAGCGAACGCCACCCAGGGAUCUGACGGCGCUGAGGAGUACGACAGGGACAUCGAAGAGGCCCUCGGCAACUAUGAAGACGCCCCGGAUGAGGAGGAAGAUGAGGGUGAAGAUCUUUUCGGAGACAACAUGGAACGAGAUUAUCGCGAACAGCCCGAGCUCGAUCGCCUCUCCGAAUCCGGCCUCGACGACGACUCUGAUGUCGACGAAUACGAUCCGGAGGCCAGACGGCGCGCCGAAGCCGAGAUGAAUCGCCGCGACCAAAUCGACGACCCGGAUCGGCUGCUCUUCGGGCCGAUGGAGACUGACGGACGCAAGGAUCGGCGUAGACGUGGAAGGCGCGGACUUGACGAAGAUGAGGAGAUGCCAGAAGACGAGGACGAAAACAUCCCGAUCGACAUCAUCGAGAACAUGCGCGGACGGUCGAUGAAGGAUCACGUCAAUGACGAGGCCGUCGGGCGGGAGAUUGAGCGCCGUUUCAAGAAGUUCAUCCGCACGUUCCGCGAGGAGGGCAGCAGCCGGAUCAAGUACAUGGACGCCGUCCAGAAGAUUUGCUCUGAAAACAAGGAUUCGAUCACGGUCAACUACGACGAUCUGUCGGUGGAUUGCGGCGAGCAGAAUAUCGCCUACUUCUUGCCCGAAGCCCCGCUCCAAGUGCUUGCUCGCUUGAACAAGGCCAUUUCCGACAUUGUCUUCGAAGUCUUCCCGUUCUACAGGAAUAUCUGUCCCGAAAUCAAGGUCCGUGUCAGCGAUCUGCCCGUCCAGGAGAACAUCCGGAUGCUCCGCCAGCUUCAUCUCAACAUGCUCGUCCGCACCUCUGGCGUCGUCACCCAGACCACAGGAAUCCUGCCGCAGCUGUCAUUGGUGAAGUACGACUGCGUCGUCUGCAAGUACCUGCUCGGCCCCUUCUACCAGCAGCAGAACGAGGAGGUCAAGCCGACGAUCUGCCCGUCGUGCCAGAGCAAGGGUCCGUUCGAGCUGAACGUGGAGAAUACGAUCUACCAAAACUUCCAACGUAUCGUCAUCCAAGAGAGCCCGAACAAGGUCGCCGCCGGCCGCCUGCCACGCAGCAAGGACGUCAUCCUCCUCGGCGACCUUUGCGACAGUUGCAAGCCCGGAGACGAGAUUGAGGUGACCGGCAUCUACACAAACAACUACGACGGCGCGCUCAACUUCAAGCAGGGCUUCCCCGUGUUCACCACCCUCAUCCAGGCCAACCACAUCUACAACCGGGACAAGGUCGAGGAGAACCCGCUCAGCGAGGACGAGCUGAAGAUGAUUCGCGAGCUGUCGAACGAUCCGCAGAUUGCCGACCGAGUGUUCGCCUCCAUCGCCCCGUCAAUUCACGGCCACCAGGACGUCAAGAAGGCCAUCGCGCUCGCGCUGUUCCGCGGCGAGUCGAAGAACCCGGGCGAGAAGCAUCGGAUCAGGGGUGACAUCAACGUGCUGCUCUGCGGUGACCCCGGAUGUGCCAAGUCGCAAUUCCUACGCUAUGCCGGCCACAUUGCCCCCCGCGCCGUGCUCACCACAGGCCAGGGCGCCUCCGCCGUCGGUCUCACCGCCUACGUGCAGCGCCACCCGGUCACCCGCGAAUGGACCCUAGAAGCUGGUGCUAUGGUGCUCGCCGACAAGGGCGUCUGCCUGAUCGACGAGUUCGACAAGAUGAACGACCAGGACCGUACUUCCAUCCACGAGGCCAUGGAGCAGCAGUCGAUUUCCGUGUCGAAGGUCGGCAUUGUGACGUCGCUGCAGGCUCGCUGCACCGUGAUUGCCGCCUCGAACCCGAUCGGCGGCCGCUACGAUCCGUCGCGCACUUUUGCCGAAAACGUCGACCUCACCGAGCCGAUCCUCUCGCGUUUCGACGUGCUCUGCGUCAUCCGCGACGUCGUCGACCCGAUUGAAGAUGAAAAACGUGCCCUGUUCGUCGUCAACACCCACAUGAACCACCACCCGGACAACGCCGAAGAAGUUCAGGUGGGAUUUGUAGCUUCGCGAAAAUUUUUGGCUUGGGCGGACAACAACGAGGUCGGGACGCGCUACAUCCCGCAAGACCUCCUGCGCAAGUACAUCAUCUACGCCCGCGAGAAUGUGCACCCGAAGCUCAGCGAGAAGUACGCCGAGAAGUUCUCCCGCCUCUACGCCCAGCUCAGGAAGGAAUCGCUGGCCACCGGCUCCGUUGCCGUCACGGUGCGUAUGGUGGAAUCAAUGAUCCGACUGUCCGAAGCGCACGCCAAGAUCCAUCUCAGGUCUUACGUGAACGAGGCCGACGUGCAGGUGGCCAUGCAGAUCAUGCUCGAGUCGUUCAUCAACACCCAGAAGGCGUCGAUCAAGCGCCAGAUGCAGCGCAACUUCUCCAAGCACCUCACCGCCAAUCGGUCUCCGGAUGAGCUGCUGCUCUUCACCCUGAAGCAGAUGGUCAACGACCAAGCCCGCUACGACAACGCCCAGGUCGGCGCGCGCGGAGAUGGCGGAAGUCUGCCCGAAAAGGUCGUCAUCGCUGAAGCGCCAUUCCUGGAAAAGGCUCGCCAACUGGGCGUCGAGAACAUCCACAACUUCCUGGAGUCGAAGACGUUCCAGCGCAACAACUUCACCUACGACCCGGCCAAGAAGACGAUCACCCGCGAGGUGUUCGCCCCGCUGCGCACCAUCAACCAGCCCAGCUCACAAGACGAU
Messenger RNA from Mesorhabditis spiculigera, 2697 nucleotides. Lineage: Eukaryota; Metazoa; Nematoda; Chromadorea; Rhabditida; Rhabditidae. The record is from the annotation of a GenBank genome assembly.